AUUGGGUCUUGGAAAACAAGCCACUUCCUGAUUGCUCAUGUGACUUGUGUUUUUGACAUCACAGAGAAGGUUUGACAGUUUUUGGAUUUUUGGACUGAAUUUAACCUUUAGCUUUUAGCUAACAUUAUAUUAUUUAUUUUCGUCAUGUCCAGCAGUUACCAGAUAGUGGUACAGGGCGAGGCCUCUGAGACAGACUCUGAUGAUGAAGUCUACAUCACCUCCAUGACUGUUCCCCAAACUGCCACAGUCGGAGCCAAGGUUCCUGGGGAGGCGUCUGAAACAGACAGUGAGGGUGAGGAGGAGCAGGCGGGCCGAGCCUCCUCACUGAGUCAGGAGAGUGUUCAGAUACUCAGGAGAGACCUGCCUCCUCUUAUCGUAGUUAGAGACCAUCCUGAUAUCCAGUCGAUAGUGGAAGACAGGCCUAGUCCCACACACAGGCCACAAGGUGACACCCUUUUACAGCAGAAGCUGCAGGAAUCUAACAGCCGACUGUAUUCUGACUUGGGACAGACACUACGGCAGGUUUAUGGCAGUGCCAGUAGAGAGAUACACAGUGCAACAGCUCAGCUGAAUACUUCGCAGAGUGCCAUCAUCAAUGCCUCCCACAGCAUCAGAUUAAUCCUGGAUGACCUAAAGGCUGUGUCCGAGAAGAUGGACAUCAUCACCAGCUGUCAGAUACUGCCCAAUAUUAACAUCAAUAAUCCAAACAAUUGUACUUCUCCUGUACCUUAAAGAAACAAAUAUAUAUAUACAGUAUAUAAAAUUGCAUAGCAUUAUGGGUCUAUGUUCAUGUAAUAUCAGAGAGUAGGAUUCAAGAUGGAAAAAAUGACAUGUUAGCAUUACUUCAGUGUUUACAGAAAGCAUACGAACAGAUUUGUGUAUUUAACAGCCACACACUUAUAUGAAGUUCUGUCAUCCUAUGUUCUGCAGCUGUCUUCCAGGGUUACACUUUGAUUCACAUAGUAAUUUAUUGACAAUAUUGUUUUUUUCCCCCACAGUUCUUUGUAAAUAUUAAUAUUACACAACAUAAUCCUUUAAACCAUUGUACUCUGAUUUUUACGAGGCACAACCUUUUUCUAUCUUUGCUGUUUUCUGGUCCUCUGUGAUGGGUCAAGGAGGCAGACUUGUACAAGUUUCUCAUGCUAUAAUUCACAUAUUUCUUUCUUUUUGUUGUUUAACAUUGUAAAAUAAUUGUAACUCACUAAUAUAAACUGCUUUUGUUAGCAGCUUGAACGCUGUUACAUGUUUUUACAGUAAAUGUGUUGGCUGGAAUCAGAAAGUGUCUCCAGAGCUGUAAUUCUUAGAAGCAAGAGCUCAUAGCUGCUGAUGGUUCAUUAAUGUGGCUUUAAAUUAAAGUUAAGGUGGAGGUGAUUGAAACAAAUCUGAAGAACUUUUUCUCUUGAAAUUUAUUGGUUUUAAAACAAAAAAAACAGCAUCAAACAAGCAGAAAAUAAAUACAUGCAUAUAUUGCAUACAUAUUGCAAACACAAUUAACAAAAUGAUGUUAAUUUUCAAAGUUGGUUAACUCACAGAAAAUCAAUAGCACAUACAAUGUUCCCAGUGUUGGUCAAACAUCAAGAUUUGAGGUAACCUAAUCACAGUUACAACAGGUCGUUCGUAUCAAACUGAACACCAGUACAUUAUCUUCAACACUAACAAAAUAAGAGACUAAUACAAUA
This is a messenger RNA of Cottoperca gobio, 1679 nucleotides long. RefSeq names its product biogenesis of lysosomal organelles complex-1, subunit 3 (gene bloc1s3). The transcript is spliced from 5 exons. The record is from RefSeq and is a predicted model, not a curated record. Bases 145 to 732 code for a protein of 195 amino acids. Lineage: Eukaryota; Metazoa; Chordata; Actinopteri; Perciformes; Bovichtidae. Gene Ontology annotation, cellular component: BLOC-1 complex.